AUGAAGGCGACUACUCUCUUCGUCAGCGCCCUUUUUCCAUAUUUUCUUGGAACUCGGGGUUUCCUACCAGAAGAAGACAUACGAGGAAUUAAUCAUACUUCCAACGUGGCAAGUUUUGCAUUCCAAAAUGCUAACCUGUCGAAGAACUGUCUGCAGCAACUCAAUCAAUAUGUCAAGGAUCUCGCCGGCAAGAAGAUGUGGGCGUUAAAGAUGUUCGACGCGUCGGGGAAGAAUCCCUCUGGAAUUCUUGAGGGUAACUUUUACGAAUUGGGAUCGUUCGACGAAUGCAUGAGCAUAGAGGAGACGAUGGCAGAAGAUACCAUUAUUGGAAAGUACUGCGUUGGUAAGCUUCCAUUCGGGUUAAAAUUAGGCGUUUGCGCACCAGGCGCCUGCACGGCACGAGAACUCGAAGGUGUUUACAAUGGGACUGGGUUUUCAUUCUCGGAAAGCAAUUGCCAAAGUAAAGAAUCUCAACCCAAAAUUGACGUCGGUGCCGCAAUUGUCAUAUCCUUCCUAGGAAUGGUACUCUGUUGGAUAAUUUUCUCAACAAUCUACGACGCGAUAACGCAGCAGCUCGAGAAAGUGUCGCGGCAUUGGUUCCUGAUCUCCUUCUCCUUCUUUACAAAUGGAAGGAAAAUGUUUGCAAUUAGCAAGAACGACGAUGAGAUCUCAUGUUUGCAUGGAAUCCGCGUUAUCAGUAUCAUGUGGAUCAUACUGGGACACUGGGGUUUACUAUUCGGACGGUUACCGAUUCGAAACCUGAACUUCGUUCUUGAGUUCAUGAACACUCCCUCCAGUAUGAUACUCUUAGGCGGACAAAAUGCGGUCGAUACGUUCUUUUUGUUGAGUGGACUAACGUUGGCCUAUGUCUUCGUGAAGCACUCGAAGAAAGGCACCAAGUUAAAUUUGUUGGUGUUUUACGCACAUAGAUACAUUCGAUUAACACCGGCGGUAGGAAUUAUGCUGGUGUUUCACAUGUUUUUGCUGAAGUAUAUGGGGUCAGGCCCGCUGUGGCCGUCCAUCGUUGAAACCCUGUCCGGUCCGUGCGAGAAGAACUGGUGGAAGGUUUUGUUGUACAUUCAAAACUUUGGUACUAUGAACGAUGUGUGUAUGGAACCGACUUGGUUUCUCAGCGUUGAUAUGCAACUGUAUAUGGUGUCACCACUGCUCUUGCUACCGUUAUUGAAGUGGCCAAAUGUUGUCCUAGCUGUAACGGCGUGCCUCGCCGCUUGCAGCAUGGUGGCGGGCUUUGUAUUAACGUGGAUCUUCAACAUAAUCAAAAUAGAGAACGGUGGCGUAUACAUGACGUACAUUUACUUGCCACCGUAUACUAGAGCGGCCCCAUGGCUGGUUGGAAUCAUUCUCGGUUAUUUAAUAUACGACACCAAAACAAGGACAGGCAGGGUGGUACUAAAUAAAGUGUUUGUUGUAGCCAUGUGGAUUACUGCUUUAGCGGUUUUAAUCACUUGCGUAUUCGCUGAACACGAUUUGCUAGUAUCAACAGAAGGCCUCCUAUGGAAACAUGGAUUGAACAACGCACUGAGGCGUACUGCUUGGGCGGUUGCCAUUGGGUGGGUCAUCUACGCUUGCACUUUUGGAUAUGGGCGUCUCGUGAACGCAUUCCUAUCAUGUACAGUAUUUAAGGUCUUAUCAAGGCUCACAUUUAGCUUCUACUUAACUCACAUCUUCGUUCAAGCGGUAACGAUGGAAGGCUUUCAGAUGAAUCCGGUCGUUAGUGUCGGUUUUAUAUUGACGAUAGUAUGGACCAAUUAUGCAAUGACCUUCUUUGCCUCUCUUUUAUUGACGUUAGGAUUCGAAUCUCCACUCAUCGCAAUCGAGAAAAGGUUACUAAGGAGACAUUGAUAUAUGUUUCUCAUAUGCUAAUAGAUCUUUUUUUACGAG
Messenger RNA from Photinus pyralis (common eastern firefly), 1902 nucleotides. RefSeq names its product nose resistant to fluoxetine protein 6-like. The transcript has 10 exons. The record is from RefSeq and is a predicted model, not a curated record. The coding region runs from base 1 to 1863 and encodes 620 amino acids. Gene Ontology annotation, molecular function: acyltransferase activity, transferring groups other than amino-acyl groups. NCBI's taxonomy places the organism in Eukaryota, Metazoa, Arthropoda, Insecta, Coleoptera, Lampyridae.